Messenger RNA from Passer domesticus (house sparrow), 723 nucleotides. Its product is annotated as histone H3.3A. The record is from RefSeq and is a predicted model, not a curated record. NCBI's taxonomy places the organism in Eukaryota, Metazoa, Chordata, Aves, Passeriformes, Passeridae. Gene Ontology annotation, molecular function: protein heterodimerization activity; structural constituent of chromatin; DNA binding. Gene Ontology annotation, cellular component: nucleosome; nucleus. The coding region runs from base 176 to 586 and encodes 136 amino acids. The transcript is spliced from 4 exons.
CCCGUUCCCGCCCCGCCGCGCGCGGGGCACGACGGGAACCGCCCUCAGCCGGGACCCGCCAUUUUCUGCCGGGAAAGGCGGGAAGGGGGAGAUCGAAGCCGCCGCAGCUGCACCGCGGGACCCGCACGGCUCCAGCGCCGCCGCCAGCGCCGCUCGCAGGCUGUGACGGCCCGGGAUGGCCCGCACCAAGCAGACGGCCCGGAAAUCCACCGGCGGCAAGGCGCCGCGCAAGCAGCUGGCCACCAAGGCGGCCCGGAAGAGCGCGCCGUCCACGGGGGGCGUCAAGAAACCGCAUCGCUACCGCCCCGGCACGGUGGCGCUGCGCGAGAUCCGGCGCUACCAGAAAUCCACGGAGCUGCUGAUCCGGAAGCUUCCGUUCCAGCGGCUGGUGCGGGAGAUCGCGCAGGACUUCAAAACGGACCUGCGCUUCCAGAGCGCCGCAAUCGGGGCUCUGCAGGAGGCCAGCGAGGCGUACCUGGUGGGGCUGUUCGAGGACACCAACCUGUGCGCCAUCCACGCCAAGCGCGUCACCAUCAUGCCCAAGGACAUCCAGCUGGCGCGGCGGAUCCGCGGCGAGCGCGCCUGAGCCGGCAAUCCCGGGAAAUCCCGGGAAAUCCCGGGAAAUUCCAGAAAUCUGGAAAUUCAGGAAUUCUGGAAAUCCUGGAAUUCGGGAAUCCCGCUCGGGCUGGGGCGAGUUCCUCCCUUUUUUGUACACUCGGGGGU